ACGGGGAGUGCGCUUAGCAGUUAGUUCGAUUCGUUUCAUCGUUUUCAUCCAGACUGACCAAACUUCCCAGCGGGGCGGUUAUGUAGUUACGUUGCUACGUCGGGAUGCGCGGGUACAAAAACAAACGCACGAUGGUUGCCAGUGGCCGUUAUGACGUCAGGGAGUUGAUGGCCGUUCGUGUAACUGUUGUACAUAGCCUAGCAUGUUUUCUUUCUAAUCUACAAUAAAAUAAAACAACAUAUACAUUAUGAAACCACUGGAUUCAGAUGAGGAGGAAGCGGAGCAGCUUUCCGAUUAUCAAAAGGAGCUGAGGCAGCGGGCCCACCAGAGCAUCCAGCACCUGAGCAGCACUUUGGAACAGCUACGGGCUGAUGAUGAAGAGGUCAGAGGCAAUGAUGGCAGCUCCUUCACUACCUCAGCAGAAGACGACAAGGCAGCGUGGAGCCAUAAGACACAGAGUGAAGCAGUUAAUCAGCUGAAGAGCCUUCUACUGAAGCAGCACAGAGAAAUCUCUGCUCCUUUGUCUGCAUUUAAGAAACAGUCUCCAGCCAAGAAGGCACAACAGGAGGAAAGACCCAGUCCGCCUCCCUUUCAAGAUUUGGUCCCCAUGAUUCAUAACCAGUCAGAGUACAUCAAACACCUGGAAGCUGAGGUCAAGUUCUGCAAGGAGGAGCUGCAGGGGAUGAAACAGCGGAUCACAGUGGUGGUAGUCGAGAAUGAGAAGCUGCAUUCAGAACUCAAAUCCAAAGCCAUGGUUGAAUCUUUGAAAGAUUACACAAUCCGCAACUCUACGGUAAAUGAGAGUAUAGCAGCAGACACUCAUACAGCCUCUAACACAGACAACAGCGUGCUGCAGAGAGCAGAACACAUCACAUGGAAGAAUGCACUGGAACAGCUAAAAGUGAUCUACCAGACACAGAUUGAAAGCUUGGAGGCUCAGGUCCUUUCCCUCAGGAGGGACCUAUCAGUCAGCCAGAAGGAGUGUGAGGAGUUGAAGAUUCGUCUGAGACAAAGGGAGAAACAUGCUACAAAUGCAGUGAGGACUGAUGGGGCUCCACGAGUAUCAGGACUGUGUCUGAAGUGUGCACAGCAUGAGGCAGUUUUGGCAGAGACACAUACAAAUCUGCAUGUCCAGGCUAUUGACAGGCUCACAAAAGAGCGUGAUGAGUUACUCACAGCUCUAUGUGCUGUGCGUGCUAGUCAGCAAGAAGCUCAACAAAGGGAGUGGUCUGCCUGUCUCCAGGUCAAACAGGCUGUGGAGAUGGCAGAAGAAGCAAAUCUGCACAAAGCUAGGGUGGAGGUACAGUGUGAACAGUUGUCCAGGGAGCUGGUUCGACAAAGGGAGCAGCUGGAACGAGAAGCACAGGCUUUGCAGGAGAGAUUGACUGCUGCCAGAGAGGAGGGUCGGGCUGAGACUAGCAAACAGAAAGAUGAGCUGGCACAUACAGUGUCCAGCCUCUCGCAGCACGUUGCAGAUUUAGAAGGGCAGCUUGACAGAGCCAUAAGGGACAAGAACUCACUGACAAGUCAGCUGGAAGACACCCUUCGCUCAUUUACCAAUCAGGAACAGGACAAUACCAAGGUUUGUGUGGAUCUGCGAUAUCAGCUCAACCAGUCACUACUGAAGAGGGACGAGGCAGAGAGAGAGCUCAGAGAGCUAAACGCAAAGACCAACAGACAGAUGGAACAAGCUGCACAGGAAGUGGAAAGGCUGAGCUCAGAGCUGGUUGGCUGUCGGCAGCAUCUGGAGGCAGUCCAAAAGGACGGUAGCCAAUGGCAGGCCGAAGCCCUGAGCCUAGCAGAACAGCUGGCAAAUGCCCAGCGCCAACUGCACCUCACCAGACAGGACCUGGAGAACGCAGGACGGGCCCACAAGGAGGAACUGAGUUCUGUGGUCCUUUCAGCGCGGGACAGGGAGCGAGAGCUGAAUGUACUUCUGGAGCAAACAGAGUCUCAACACCAGCAGAGAGUUUUUGUGCAGCUAGGACGUCUGAGCUCCCCCAACACGCUUCAGCAGACCGCUCUCCCUUGGUUGAUUGCAGUUGGAGAGCUGGACGACCUACUGAGCUCCCAGAACUCCCUGAUCAAGAAGCUGAAGGACGAGUGCUGCAAACUUGGUGUCAAACUGGAAGAACUGACAGAAAACAGCAGGAGUGAGUUGGAGCAGCUGGGCCUGGAAAAGCAGCACCUAGAGGAGACCGUGCAGAGUCUGAGAGCCCGGUGCUCCGUCAUGGAGGAACAGUGCGUCCAGCACGGCCGCAUGCACCAGCGCAUGAAGGACAGGAGGGUUAGCAGAGUAGGAAUCCGACUGCCAAAAGUGGAUUGGCUGGGAAGUUGGCAACUAACUUCUCUCUUCUCCCAACUGAACCACGAUAAUCACUCUUGGCAUUUAGUGAGUUUUAUUUUCUGCUUUGACACUUAGUUGGUUGAUGAAUCCUCCUGAUAUUUAAAAAUCUCUCGAGUUCAGUUCUACAUGAGGUCACUUUUAGAGUGACAAUUAAGCCGCUUGACCACAUUUUGUGUUUGAUUUCUAGAGGUAAUUCUUCUGGUUGGAAGUGUGCGCGUUCACCGAUGCAUUAAUUAGCUUUAGGCAGUAAAUACAUGCAUUUGUGGUGUUUAUUAAAUUUUAAAGUGAUUUAGUAAAAGGAGGUGCAGCAGAGAGACGAUGUGUAACUCACAUUUACCUUCACAGUUCUAUGUAACUGUAUUUAUUAAUGUCCUGUAACAAAUCUAAAACAAUAGACACGCAAUAUUUUCCUCCUAUCGCUUUGAUUCGAGUUUAAUAUUUAUUUGCUAAUAUAAACGAUCUCCAGCUUUUAUUGCUCCGCUGAGCGAUAGAGGGCUCGUAUGUGUGCGUGUGCAUAUUGGUGCGUGUCAGUCUCUCCAUAUGGUGCCGUCCUGGCCCUGAAUAACAUGCGUGUGCUCAUAACGAUCCGCUGGCGUGUCCAUACAUCGGGUAUACGUCGCCGGGUCCCCCGCGGGUCCCCGCGGGUCCCGGGUGCUGGUCGGGCGCCCUGCCGCGUCGCUCGGGGGUUAAGGUGUAUGUGUUAACAAGCUGGUGCAAGUGGGUUCAAUAUCCAGCGCCCCGCCCCUCCCCACAGCCUCUCCACCGGCCUGCAAUCUGUGCUGCGAAGAGCGGCAACAGCGCACCACGCACAAAACAUUUGGAAAAUCAGCUUGAUUUAUUUUUACAUGGGCAAGCUGAUUGCCAAACUACACAGGGGUUUUAGCACACAAUGUUUUGCUGCACCAUUUAAUUAUUUAUUUCACUAUUUCUGUGUUGUUGUUUUUUUUUUCCUCCUCCGUUUUUUUUUUCAUUUUUUUGGAAAUGAAGGAGUGGAGCAGCCGAGCAGCCAGUUACGCUUGGAGCGCGUCAGAUAAUCAAUUGAAGGUUAUUAUUUUGACUAAAAAUCGCAUUUUGCUAUUGAAGACAUGUUUUAUAUUUAGCUACCUUCAACUCUUUAACAAUCUUUAUUUGGUUCUUGACCUCUUUUAUGGUUAAUAAUCAGCUUUUUAUCAAACUGAAAAAGAGCAGGUGAUGAAUAAACUACAGUGUUGUCAUCAUGAAGCGCCUCCGUUUGCUUGGUCGAAAGGCCAGGUCCUUAUUAUUGACCUUACUGAGACUGUGAAGAAACGACGUAACAAUAAAUAUGUUGAUCGCAGUUGAGCGCUGUCUUGCAGCCACAGUUAAUUGCGAUACAACCACAUGUUUAAAAUAGAAAUGAGAAGUAAACUUUUUGGAAAUUCUUUUUUACUGUAGGUUAAAAUAAUUGUUGGGCUUUAGGGUUAGAAACACUGGUCUCUGAUUUCUCUGCUGGUUCCUUUUUACAUUUCUUUAACCGUAACGUCUUCUUGCCUCUGCUCGCCUCCCCCCUCUCCUCCCCCCAACUCACCCUUUUCCUCUCUCGUUAUCUCUU
This is a messenger RNA of Betta splendens (Siamese fighting fish), 3917 nucleotides long. RefSeq names its product SHH signaling and ciliogenesis regulator sdccag8 (gene sdccag8). The record is from RefSeq and is a predicted model, not a curated record. Gene Ontology annotation, cellular component: centriole; centrosome. Gene Ontology annotation, biological process: establishment of cell polarity; tube formation; centrosome cycle. The coding region runs from base 248 to 2422 and encodes 724 amino acids. The transcript is spliced from 17 exons. Lineage: Eukaryota; Metazoa; Chordata; Actinopteri; Anabantiformes; Osphronemidae.